This is a messenger RNA of Pseudogymnoascus destructans, 600 nucleotides long. RefSeq lists its product as uncharacterized. The record is from RefSeq and is a predicted model, not a curated record. The transcript has 3 exons. NCBI's taxonomy places the organism in Eukaryota, Fungi, Ascomycota, Leotiomycetes, Thelebolales, Thelebolaceae. The coding region runs from base 1 to 600 and encodes 199 amino acids.
AUGCCGUUCUUCUGGCAGAAGACCGCAGACGCGGUCCGCCACGCGAGUGACGAUCUGCUGGCCGUCGACGAGAAGCUAGUUGGGCAACCCAUGCACAACCCACGCCUCACCGACGAAGAGAUCGAAGAGGCACAUAUUAUCCACAACCUCGUCGAACUCCACCUUAUCGACCCUGGUGAAGAAGAGAGCUUCCUGCACAGGAAGGACCGCCAGGCUGGAUUGGCGCCUGAAUUGCGCCUACUUGUUCGCAAGCCUGCGGGCAGUGUGUGGACUUCGUUGCUCCAUUUUGUUGCCGUCCUACUUGCGGUUACGGGGAGACGGUUCUUGUACCAGGCGAAGGAGCUGUUGGAGGUGGAUAAACUUGGUCACUAUGCGGAGAUUCGAUACAGCCGCUUCUGGUGGAACGGAGCCGCAGAUGUACUCCCUCUGCUCGUAGUCCCAGUGGUAUGGCUUGUCAUGCAAUUCCUCGUUCGCGUAGGCCAACACAGCAUCGCGCCAAUGUUUAGCAACAUCUACGAAAUCACCAUGAUCGUGCUGCUCAUAUACUUCCCAACCGUCCCGAUCGCUAUGAGGAUGGAUAUAUGUGGCAGGAGGUUCUAG